This is a messenger RNA of Cyprinodon variegatus (sheepshead minnow), 2257 nucleotides long. RefSeq names its product secretory carrier-associated membrane protein 2-like (gene scamp2l). The record is from RefSeq and is a predicted model, not a curated record. Gene Ontology annotation, cellular component: recycling endosome membrane; trans-Golgi network membrane. Bases 95 to 1114 code for a protein of 339 amino acids. The transcript is spliced from 9 exons. Gene Ontology annotation, biological process: protein transport. NCBI's taxonomy places the organism in Eukaryota, Metazoa, Chordata, Actinopteri, Cyprinodontiformes, Cyprinodontidae.
GUGACGUCACGCAGACAGGAGCCGCUGGAGGAGAGCUCGGUUGCUGUCGUGUUUUUUCUGCUACGCAAAAUAGUUUCGUGUUUAAUUUCCCACCAUGUCGGGGUUUGACAGCAACCCGUUCGCGGACCCUGUGGAUGUGAACCCCUUCCAGGAUGCCUCAGUCACACAGGCCAUCAGCAGGACCAAUGAAAGCACUGGGGAGUAUAAUCCAUUCUCUGCAGCAGAAAUGGGACAGUAUUCUGGAACAACCGUCCCUGCGCCUGCUACCUCUCCAUCCCAGCCAGCUGUACUUCCCACAUCUGUGGAGCAAAGCACACAAGCGACGGCAGCAGCUGCUCAGGCUAACCUGAUCAAACAGCAGGAAGAGCUGGAGAGGAAGGCUGCAGAGCUGGAGCGGAAGGAGCAGGAGUUACAGAACAGGACCACGAGCAGAGACCCAAACACAGGAGCUAAGGAGAACAACUGGCCACCUCUUCCAAAGUUCUUUCCUAUAAAGCCGUGCUUCUAUCAGAACUUUGAUGAAGAAAUCCCAGAAGACUACCGCAGAAUAUGCAAGAGGAUGUAUUACCUCUGGAUGUUGCACAGCGUCACACUCUUCCUCAACGUGCUGGCUUGUUUGGCCUAUUUCACCGCCGACAGCAGUAAAGGAGUUGACUUUGGUCUGUCCAUCCUUUGGUUCAUCCUCUUCACUCCCGUGUCCUUCGUCUGCUGGUACAGGCCAGUUUACAAAGCCUUCAGGUCUGACAGCUCCUUCAGCUUCUUUUUCUUCUUUUUCGUCUUCUUCUUCCAAGUGGCAGUGUACAUCAUCCAGUCAGUAGGAAUCCCCUCAUGGGGAAACAGUGGAUGGAUCUCAUCAAUUAGCAUGAUUGGUUAUAACUUGGGGGUCGCUGUGGUUAUGAUGGUAGUGGCUGGAUUUUUCACUGUCAACGCUGUUCUGGGUGUCAUCCUGCUAAAAUUGGUCCACUCCAAGUACAGAAGGACUGGCGCGAGCUUCACCAAGGCUCAGCAGGAGUUUUCCCAAGGAGUUCUGACCAACCGCACCUUCCAGAGCGCUGCAGCUAGCGCUGCCACCUCUGCUGCCCAGGGAGCCUUUGGCACUAACCAAGAAAACUAAACUGCUCCAGAAAUGCCUGCAAAGGUUUCAAAAUCAUACAGAAAUUUGCCAAAAUCCAAAAAGAAACGUCCUACAGAUAUCGGCUUUAUAAACCUUAUAGCUACAUUUUCUUAAACACUGUAUUGCAAAUAACAUUUUCGGACCAUGUACAGAUAAAAACAAGAAGUUAUGGUGAUGAAGUCAGUGCCUUGAACGCGGCUCAGUUGUUUCCAACUUUAGACUUCAUUUAUUAAUGUGCAAUAUGUUGGAAUUUGCAACCAUCUGAAAUCAUAAAAUGCUCCAGGAAAACAGAGGCUGAUUUAAAAGAAAAUAUGUUUUAUGUAAAUCUAAAAAGCUUGGUUUAGAAGCAGUGUAAUAAAGCCUUAAGAACAAAUGUACACGCAAUAGGGUAGAAUUAUUAUUGAAUAUUAAGGUACACCGCAUAGUAUGCCUAUAAAGCAAUAUCAUUCUGUUAUAGGACCAAGUUUUUCUGACUCUUCUGUUACCUUUUUUUUUUUUCUUUUUUCCAAGCUUGAUGCUUUUAUGUAUGUAGGACACAUGAACCAAUGACUAAUGAAGGUGAAGGGAUGAAGGUCUGUCUUUGUAAUUGGACUUUUGAUGGAAUGUCUCUAAAUGAAGAUGGGAUUUCUUGGGUGGAUGGGGAGCUGCUACGUUUUUAUUUCAUACUAUGUUGUGAAGGAAUAUCUAUAUAUUUUGUUUUAACUGAACUUUGCUGUGAUUACAAAGUAAUACAUUGAGGUUUGGUACAGAUCUACUGAUAAUUAUUGGAUAUAGGUGCAUUAAUGAGCGGAAAGAACAGAAUACUUGCAGCGCACAUAAAUGCAGCUAGUUAUUUGAUGGGUUUAGGAUUUAUAAGACCUGUCCUGUAAAUGUAUAUAUAACUGACAACUUCUAUAUUUAUGGUACCAUAACACUGAAUCACAUUUUUUAGGCACCUUUUUUGUCCAGUCUUAAUCUUAUUGGUUUUGUGUUACAGUUAAAACCCUUUAAAAUGAUUUUAUGUGUAUGAAAAGGGCUGUCUUUGGUGUUUCUCAUUGAUAUAUGCAUUAUAACGUGUUUGUAAAUAUGUUUAUUUAAGCUGUACUUAGUGGAUGGGUAUUUGAAGGGAAACGGCCCAGUCUUAACAAGCAUUAAAAGUGUGGA